AUGCAACAUCAGAACUUUAAACGUAUGUUAAUGUUUGGGUUGAGAUCGCUAUCCGACUUUUGUAACCCUACAUCAAAAACGUACAAAGAGAAUGCAUUUGACGCGUUGGAGAGAGGUGCCGUGGAGUCCAUAAAGAACGCGGUAAUUAAUUACAAGGACGAUGAUGAUAUUCUUUUUUGCUCAAGUAGAAUACUCUUUGCCAUGUCGGAUUAUUGCUGCUCAGAGAAAGACACAGAUGCGUUACAGAAGUUAAUUGGAGAUGGUGGUUUGAACGCCGUAGUAGAAAUUAUCAAAACGGUUCCCUCAGAUCAGGAUACAUUAAAGAAUUGUCUGCUGUUUAUUCAGAACAUGAAUGACUCAAAUGUUCAAAUAGAGGGAGGAGAUCUCGGUGUUGCUUUACUAAAUGUGUUUACGUCAAGCUCAUAUAAUGUCAAAUUGGGGGAUAUAACCAUCUCAGCAUUGUCUGUUGCGGCUAAGUCUGCUUCAGGUUCACAGAUCUUAAAUGCAGAGGAAGCACACCAUAAAUUAAUAGACCACUGUCUAUCAUUGCAGGGGGUAAAUGAUGAUACGGCUAAAAUUGUUGAGGGCGUAUUUGACGUUAUUAAAAAUUUGUCUUCAAACGGUUAUGUGGUUCCAACUAUAAUUGAAAAAUCUGUUAUCAUUUUGGACAAAUUUAAGUCAUACCCAAGAAUUGUUUCCAAAGGAAGUGAUGCUAUGAAAUGUGCUGUUGGUCCAGAACAAUUAACUGAUUGUCUUAACAUUUUAAAGACAUCCGAGCAAGGAUCAAAGGAGCAGGACUCAGCACUAGAAUUACUCAGUUCUCUUUCGUAUAUAUCUUCCAUAACAGAUAAGGUAGUAGAAUCUGGAGGAAUCCCAGUGCUUGUAGAAUUAAUCAAUAGUGGAUUACAACAGUAUGAAAGUAAUCCUAAGAAAAUAUCUCGAUUAGUAGCUGGGGCGUCUAGAAUGUUGGGGAGGAUUUCAAAUAACCCCCCUCAUGCGGUCAUAGUGUAUGAGUAUGGAGGUAUUGCAACGCUUUGUACCGCGUUAUCCUACUUUCCUAAUGACGUCGAUUGCGCGAGUGCUGUGUGUAAUGCGCUAAUUCCGUUCGUGUCUCGAUCUAACUAUGUCGACGAGAUCAAUAGCUACUCAUUGUUCGCGUCCUUAUUCCCAAUAUUGUACGCGUCUUUGGAGUUCCUCGAGCUAGCCAAAGCGAGUAUGUCCUGCAUAGCCUCCGCUUCGAUGAUUAACGAGUUUCACGAACACAUGGUAAACAAUCAAGCCAUCGAAAUUUUGUCUACCUGUAUUCAGUAUCAUUUGACCGAAACGGAGUACCUCUCAAAUUGUUUUACGGCGUACUUUAGAUUAUCCGAUUAUAUAACGACGAUGGAACCUAUUAAUCAGUAUGGAGGAGUGACAGGAAUUGCCAAUGCGUUGUCCGCUGUGAGCAAUAACAGCACCAUAUCGGAAAUUGGGCUAAAAUUGAUAAACAAGAUGCUGACGGCUUCGGACGCCUUGAACUAUUUGAGUAAUCAGGAGGUAGUCGAUUCAGUAUUGACUGUUAUGCUGGAAAAUGAAACGAAAGAAGUGAUCAUUCAAGAGGGGACUAAAAUUAUGGAGAAGUUAGCCACGGAAAGUGACUGUCAAAGGCAUAUAUCCAAUCUGGAGUCCAUUAUAAAUUUGGCUCAGUCAAACCCGGAAGCUGCAUACAAAACGUUGGCCGCCAUUUCGGGACUUUCUCGAAUCCAAUCUUUAAGAAGUAUACUACAAUCGAAAGGAGCUGACAGUUCGAUAUAUAAUGGCAUGAAGGUAUGGAUUGAAUCCCCUCGGUUUAAUGAGCAACCUAAGUUAAUCAAAGCAGCGCUGAAGACAAUCAAGAUAUUGAAACUGAAUGAGGAAAAUACAAUUCACGAGGUAAUAGUAUCCAUAGUUGAUUUGAUGUGUCUUUCUCAAAUAAAGAGACUUGCGGAGAUGGAAGAACCAGAUGACAACAUUCUGAUUACGGCCGCGGAGGGUAUAAACCAUUUAACACAAAUUAAUAAGAUAAAUAACAAAGAAAUUGUAGAAUCUAGUUUAGAAAGCAUAUUCAAGUUGAUGAAGAAGUAUUCCGAAUCUCGUUUGACUCAGACGAAUCUACUGGCAGCGAUUGAUAACAUACUCCUCAGUAGCAAGGUAAUUGGAGUGGAUGUCUUGGUUAACAAGGGUUAUGUGAAGCAGAUUGUUACCUAUAUCCACAAGGUGCCUAUGUACGUGGAUGUGCAGAUAAUUGGAUUUAGCGUGUUGGGAAAUAUUGUAAAGAUUAGCCCAGAAUCGAUCGACGCGAUAAAGAAGGCCAAUACGUUAAUUCCACUUCAGAACUCACUACGGACUCACCCGAAGAAUGUUAAGCUGAAGACGACAUGUGCCCCACUCUUGGCCAUGCUAAUGCCGUUAGACUCGCUAACGAAAGAAAUUGAAGAUCUUCUAAAACUGUGCAAUGAGGCUAUGGGCGAAAAUGACCUCAUCAAAUUGCAUGAGUAUUUGAAUUCUUUGAACGAGUUGUUAUUGACGACGGAAGCGAGUAAGAUAGCUUCUCGUUGCAACGUGGGGGAGCAUCUUCACAAUAUGGUUCAGUGGCUGAAGAACAAUCCGACUAUUUACAACUCGACGGUAAAUAAGGACUACAGCAUUUUGGGACGAAGUUUGUAUGACGCGACGAUAGCUGAAAUUGGACAUGCCUGCACGAACAUAGCCCAGACAAGAAUUGGAUUAGUGCAUCUGACGAAAAGUGAUAUGAUUUCUGCACUCAUAGAAGGAUACAACCUUCUGGAAUUACCAGGAAAUGAGUACACGGAAGAGGCUGUUGCUAAUAUACUGGAAGCUCUAAGUCUGCUCCUGAAGCAUGACAUUACCAAUGCGGACGUAGCAUUUAACAAAGGCUUGGUUAACAAGCUGUGUGCAGGAAUUAACUACUUUUCCGAAUCGGACACCGUUAUUAAGAGCACGUUUGGAUGUUUAGCUUGCAUGUGCACAAGCGAAAAGCGCGUCAACCAGUUGAUUACUCACCCGGAAUAUGACAAGCUGAUAGGGCUGAUUGUAGACCUGAUAGGAAACUCGGACAAGUAUAAGAACUCUAGGGGAAAUGCUAUAAAGGCUUUGUACGAGCUUCUAAAAACGGAGGAUCAGCAGAUAAUCACACAUAUAGCUAGCACGACUCCAAUUGUGGACAAUCUGUUUAAGAUUAUGGGAGAGUACCAAGGAGAUUUGCCCAUCGUCCAGGACAGCACGAAAUGUCUGGGUAUCAUAGCAGACUACAUCAAUAUUGAGGAGAAGAUGAAGAUAGACCAAUAUUCAGCGAUAAAGAUAUUGCUAGAAACUUUGGCCAAAAAUAAGAAUGACGAAUUGACGGCCCAAGAGAUAUUGACCGUUUUGACCAAACUCUGCGAUAGUAAUGACAAGAUGAAGUUGAGAGAAUUGGGUGCGAUGGAUGUAAUUUCGGACGUUACGGUGAUACACAGUGAGAAUGACGAGAUUUCCCGCUUGGGGGGACUCCUAUUUUCGUACCUAGGAGCCGAUGAACAGGUGAAGAAAUUGAUGAAACUCAUAUUGAAUGUUAAAACUAGUGACAACGAUGCGGUACAGAAAGUAGACAAUCUCAGCAGUAAGUUAGAGAUGUUUUUGAGGGCCCCUCUGGAAAAUCCUUCAGACGCGUUGCAAUAUACGGAGGCAACACUGCAGCAGCUGAAUGGGUAUCUCAGUUCACAGUUGGAUAAUGCGUCUCUACAGGCGAACAUCGCCUUGGUUACGAAACGUUUGGUAGAUCGUGUGAAGCAUGAUCAUGAAGAUCAGCUGGGAGCUUGGGCAGUUGCCUCUUCAGGGGUGUUAAAUCAGUACACAGACAUGAUUUCGAACAAGGUUGGAUUAUCCAAUGCAAAAUUUGUCUCUCCUGUGUAUAGCGUCCUAGCAGGAUGUAUGCUGAAUCCGUAUACGAAGCAGUUGGUUGUAGAUAAAUUGGGGCCGAUACUUGACAACACAUACGAAGUUCUGGAGGAGUACAAAAGCAAGCCAUACGCUGUGCAGGGAAUAUAUGAGCUGCUCGAACAGGUGGCGAAGGAUGAAGAGGGUGCAAAGUUGCUGUACACGAAAUGGAAUGGUUCUAUGGGGAAUCUAAUAGACCAAACGCUAGCCAUCAUGAAUUUAAACAGAGCGAACGAUUGUGUCUUCCUGCCAGGUAUCAAACUAUUAGCUGCCAUUGCAGAGACUGCUAACGUUUCUGGGUAUGUAAAUGACAUGGACAAUGCACACAUUAUAGAGUCCUGCGGCAUGUUGCUAAAUUUGGGUUCUAGCAAAGAUAGGACAGUGGAAUUUAUCAAUUUAGUAGACACCAUGGUGGUGUCUAGCUUGAUAGACGAAAAGGUAGCCUCGGAUACGUUGAAUAAAAUUAGUUCCUUAUUAUCGGAGGAGAAUUUGUCCGAUUAUACAGAACAAGGUCGCAUCGAAAUUAUCAAGGCGUAUGCAAAUUUGUUGAGGGACGCUGCAGCUACUGGGUUAUUUACGCACAUUCGUCCGACAGAGAAGGCGGACGCCGUGAACAAUUUAGCUAGGCUGAUGGAAUAUGAACCAUGUGAAGAAGUGAAUGUAGCCAUUUUGGAAGCACUGAGUGAGAUAGCGUCGUGUGACCCGUCCAGCGCGCUGAAGAUAAUAAGCUCUGCUUUGCCUUCCAUUGUCCAGAGCAAUCGUGAGAAUUUGCUAAAUAAUAACGCGACGGCGGAAAGUUUUGUUCAGGCGUUAGAAAAAUUGGUCCUAAACGCAGGGAUAGGGCGACAAAUCGCUAACAAUGAGGAAAUGUACAAGUUGCUGGAAGAGCUGGAGAUCAGCUUAGAUAGGAACAAGGACGAAUUAGGAGAAGAAUACGUGAAUAACAUGAAAAUGAGGAUUUCCAAUGUGCGUCAAGCCAUAGAUGAUGAUAUUCCAAAGGAGAAGACGUGUAAAGAUGUAUACGACUUGUUGACCGAUUAUAAGGUAAAAUCGAUGGAGAUUAACGUUCUGCAGGAUACGUCUUUGCAAGAUGAUAUGAAUUAUGUACUGGAGAGAUUGAAGGUGUAUAAUAAGGACGACUUGUUACCCACGACCGAAGCGGGAACGGAUAAUGCGUACGGCUUUAUGGCAAUGGAGAUAUUCUGUGAGAGUAACGAUAAUGUGCAAGAGUUGGUGAAGAAAGGAUUUCAUACGAGUGCUUUUCAUUCGUUGAUUAAGCAAAGGAAUGAAAACGUGAAGCAUUACUCUUGUCGUGCUUUAUGCGCUUUUACCAAGGACAAAACUGGGCUGCAGCAUGUCAUUAAGGAGAUAAAGGACUAUGCAAAUGUGAUUAGCAAAUCGGUUGGCGAUCUCUGUAUGGAGAAAACCCUUGAAAAGGACGAUAAGGAAGACUUCCUCAUUAACCGUGUUUUGCUAAUAGAUAGGACAGCGCACAACAGAAAUGUGUAUGAUAAAACGAAUGCAGUGAGCCAUUUGAUAGAAGUAUGGAACCAGUAUGAUAAUGGAGAUUACUCCGUCUCGUUGCUUCGCCAUGUAUUCCGAGCUAUGAGGAAAAUUGUUUCCGAUGCGCAUGUGGACAUGCUACUCAAAGCAGAUGUGUUGGUACGGCUAACUGCCAUUAUUAACAAUGUCGAAACGGAGAAGGUUAUAUACCCAGAUGUGCUCUUCCUGAUAGGAAGUCUAUCCGUGGUGAAAGAGAUAAAGACGCAAAUCGGAGAAAUUAAUGGAAUCGAAGCAUGCGUUAAUCUGCUGCUGAGAUCGAUCAAUGUGGAGAAAAUGGAGCCUACUAUCACCAACUGCUGCUUAGCGCUAGCAAACAUGUGUAUAGACCAUAAGGCCAAUUCGAAUAUCUUCUGUUCACUGCAAGGUCCAGAUCUGAAUGUAAGAAUAUUGAGAGAGUAUCGCUCCAAUUUUGACGUAACGAAUGGUGCCUCCGUUCUGCUAUGUAACAUUCUGUUCCGAAACGAAGAUAUGAAGAUAACGUACGGAACGAAUGGGGCUCCGGCUGAGCUGGUGCAAUGUUUAAAAAGCUAUGAUGGAAGUGACAACAAGAAUGCAGUGAGGUGUAUCGAGAGUUUAUUCAAGGCCAUUUCGAACUUGUCCUUAUAUACGGCAAAUGUGAGAUAUUUCCUAGACGCACAGAUCGAAAUUUCGUACGAGUCUUGGCUGAACAAGCUAAAUGAGUCUUUCCCAGAUGCUGAGUUGGAAACAGGUUUGCGUACCUUAUCCAAUUUGGUUAUGGAAAAUGAAGAAAGGAACAUGAAGAAUUUUGGGGUGACAUUAAUUCCCGUUUUAAAUGUUCUUCGACAGAAUAGAGAAAACACCAAAGUGAUCUUUUUCCUGCUGGACAUUCUGUGCUCUCUUUGUAGGUACCAUGAGAAUGCCCAAAUAUUUUCCUCCAAUGGGGGAAUAGAAGCGAUCAUAAAUGCGAUUCAGUUAUACGAUUAUGAUCUCAAUCUGUUAACUUUGGCGAUUCAUCUGCUGAGUAAUCAAUGCAAAAUUAAGUCUAGCCUACCGUUGUUGGUGAAGUCGGACACGUUUACCAUUUUAAUUACUUGCAUUGAAGCCGAGACUGAAGAACAUGAUAUGACUGAAUUGGUGGUAUCGUCGCUGAGAUGUAUUAGGCGUUUAAUCCAGUCGGAAGAGUUAGCCUAUGAGUUUUGCAACUGUGGUGGUGUUCCCUCUAUAGCCAAUUUGAUAUGCAAAUCGGUGAAGAAAUCCAUCGUCAUGUUGGAAGCGUUGCGUGUAUUCCUUUGCAUUCUUUACUACACACAAAAUGUUGAAGGGGUUACGAAUGAAUACCCAGAGGAGGAGGAAGAAUUGCAUAAUUCCAAGUUGGGUGGCUGGUAUAAUAUCAGUAUGGACAAAGAGAUGAUCGAUACGAUUAUCCAGUCUGUGUUGACUUGUGCAAAUGAUGCCAAUCAUCAGAAACAGCUCAGGUUGCAGAAGGUGUCCCUAGGACUUUUGGCCUACUUUGCCUACCAUAGAUUGGGAAUCAUAUCGAUGACUGCAUCUGGCUUUGAUAGCUUGACGCAGGAAAAUUUAAGUAACUUUGGGGGGGACACUGUAAUAAUGCAACUGUUAGCCAUAUGUAUUGACAACAUCGCGAUGUACUCAGCUGAGGUGUAUGACACAACUGUGUCUAGAGAAAUUAUAAAAGGGUUCAAGGCGUCCGUUUCAACGAUGAGUAACAAAAAGGAGGACAGGCAGAUCGUGCAGAAAGUUCAGCUCACCUUAGACGCAAUGAACUCUUCGGAGGAUCCUCUCGAUGCAUUCAAAGACACGCUUCUCAUUUUCGAUUUCAACUUAUCCGAGUUUGACAAAGAUCCAUACGUCAAUGGGGUCCAUGAUCUGCCCUCAAAUGUAAAAGACGCAUUACGUAAGGGAGGAGUGAACAAGAUAUAUCACAACAGCGAUAAGAGGGAGCCAUUCAAGUGGAAGGCCAGUCAAGAUCUCGGCACGUUAGAAUGGACCAUCGGGGAUAACGCGGAUCACAUAUUUAAAAUUUCAGUCAUACGUAUUAAGAACAUAUCCAAAGGGUUAGUGCACCCGUUGCUGAAGGUGGCUAACAAGAGGGAGCCUAGAAAGGUCAAUGCGAAGGUAACGUUGUGUAUUUAUGGGCCGCCCACGGAGGACUUCCCCGAGGGGAUCGAGUUGCCUAUUAAAACCAAGACGCAGAAGGAGCGCGACGCCUUCGUGGAUUUACUCGUCCUCUGGCGUGACGCGGCUAGCUACAACUAUUAG
Messenger RNA from Plasmodium inui San Antonio 1, 7758 nucleotides. RefSeq lists its product as hypothetical. Gene Ontology annotation, molecular function: protein binding. The record is from RefSeq and is a predicted model, not a curated record. The transcript has a single exon. Bases 1 to 7758 code for a protein of 2585 amino acids. NCBI's taxonomy places the organism in Eukaryota, Apicomplexa, Aconoidasida, Haemosporida, Plasmodiidae.